This is a messenger RNA of Erigeron canadensis, 1577 nucleotides long. RefSeq names its product mitogen-activated protein kinase kinase kinase 5. NCBI's taxonomy places the organism in Eukaryota, Viridiplantae, Streptophyta, Magnoliopsida, Asterales, Asteraceae. Gene Ontology annotation, biological process: protein phosphorylation. Gene Ontology annotation, molecular function: protein kinase activity; ATP binding. The record is from RefSeq and is a predicted model, not a curated record.
AUGCAUUGGUCUGAAAGCUCAUGUUCUCCUUCUUCAUCAUCAUCCGAAAAGUUCACUAACAAUAAGAUCCAUUCUCCAAAACGGCUUUCAUGUGGUCGUAGGUUCAACUAUGGAACAUUUCAGCUUACUCACCCUGCAUAUAGCCGGAAGCUAAAACACAUCAUUAAUGAUGAUGACUCAUUGAUUUCCACCAGCACCGCACAUCCCCUGCCUCUUCCUAACUUAACGAUUACACUCAAACGUGAUGUCACAUUGCGGGAUGCCUCUAAGAAAGCUGGUGAAAAGGGAAUAAUGUCACACACCACUAAUCACAGUGAUAGGAAAAGGUCUCAAAGCGACGCUAAAGCUAAUGUGGCUACAUGUCACCCCUUACCUCGCCCUCCAAGAGUUGUUUCCUCACCACCUUAUAUUAACUGUAAACCUGAUUCAAUGCCAAGUUUACCAGCAAAAGGACAAUGGAAAAAAGGAAAGCUGAUAGGUUGUGGGACAUUUGGAAGUGUUUUUGUUGGUUCAAACAGAGUGACCGGAGCUUUAUGCGCCAUGAAAGAAGUUGAGUUAUUAUCAGAGGAUACAAAAUGCAGAUCGUCAGAUCGUAUAAAACAGCUACAACAGGAAAUAAAUGUGCUAAGUCAGCUUAAACAUCCAAACAUAGUUGAGUAUUAUGGUAGUGAAAUAGUUGAGGACCGGUUUUACAUAUACCUGGAGUAUGUCCAUCCUGGUUCAAUCAAUAAGUAUGCUCGCGAUCAUUGUGGAGGAAUGACAGAGUCUAUUGUACGUAGCUUUACACGUCAUAUUGUCUCUGGGCUCGCCUAUUUGCAUAGCACAAAGACAAUUCAUCGGGACAUCAAAGGGGCUAAUUUGCUCGUUGAUGCAAACGGGGUUGUCAAGCUUGCUGACUUUGGAAUGGCUAAACACCUUAAUGCACAAGCUUGCCAUUUGUCUCUAAAAGGAAGUCCUUAUUGGAUGGCCCCUGAGCUCUUACAGUAUGAGACGCAAAAAGAUGCCAGUCCAGAUCUUGCUUUGGCUGUCGAUAUAUGGAGUCUAGGCUGUACGAUUAUUGAAAUGAUUAACGGGAGACCUCCUUGGAGCGAGUAUGAAGGGCCUGCGGCAAUGUUCAAGGUCAUAAAGGAGACUCCACCGAUACCUGAAACAAUGUCUCCGGAAGGCAAAGAUUUCUUGCGUUGUUGCUUUAUCAGGAGCCCUGCAAAAAGGCCAAGCGCUAACACUUUACUCGAACAUAAGUUCUUGAACUUAAACCAGGAUAAAGUAUAAAAUCGUAUUUUGCCAGCAUCUAGGGAUCGAUCACAUGUCAUGAGAGGAAACUGCUCACCAUGCAAGUUUUGCGCAAGAGAAUUUGUCGAAUAAAAAGAAUAACUAAUUUCUGAUAGGGGUUUGCACAUCAAAGAGGGACGACAUAACCCACAUCGAUGAAUUGAAAAUUUGCGUGAGCAUAAACCACUUACUUCCAUCAACAAAUCUCAUUUCACAUCUAAAUUUUUUUAACCUUUUUGUAUCCAACGAAAGCAUAUAUGUAAUCUUCAUCAUAAGGUCGCUUUAUUACUUUUUAUUUUAUUUUC